Molecule: messenger RNA, 1392 nt
Organism: Prunus armeniaca (apricot)
Lineage: Eukaryota; Viridiplantae; Streptophyta; Magnoliopsida; Rosales; Rosaceae
Source: the annotation of a GenBank genome assembly
AUGGCGUCGCCGUCCUGCUUCGAAACGCCGUCGUCUGCUCCUUCUUCUUCUUCAAAACUAGAGUGGGGCGAGAAGGUCUCGGACAAGGUGUUCUCACUCUACAACUCUCUUCCCAAGAAAGGCAAGCCUCAGGGUCGCGAAGUCACCGUCUUGGCCGCUUUCCUCGUUUCCUCUCCUUCUCAAGGUCCUACUUUCCUUCGUUCUUUCUUUGCUAAAUUUGAUUUUCCUGCACUUUCCUGGAAAGAAAACAGUGUUCUUAACACUUUCAAUUGUUCAGAAUUGGAAGUUGUCGCUUUGGGAACUGGGACCAAAUGUCUUGGGCGUUCACUCUUGAGCUCCAACGGUGAUGUCGUCAAUGAUUCCCACGCCGAGAUUAUAGCUCGAAGAUCUUUACUGAGGUUCUUCUAUGCACAGAUUCAGUGUCUUACUCAAGUUUAUAGUAAGCAAAGUGAUAGCAAUGGAAGCACACAAACGCAAAAUGGUGAUGCCAAAAACUUGCUUUUUGAAUUGGACCCUAAUGGUGAAGGCCAAGGAAAAUACAAACUGAGGAAGGGUUUGCAAUUACACUUGUACAUAUCACAACUACCAUGUGGGGUUGCAUCUCCGAGUUCACUGUUGUCUCCCCAAAAAAACAUCUCACCAACAGAACGGGGUUCAUCUUUGGACGAGCUUAAUGUUUCAAUAAAUGAAGAGGCUCUGCCAAAUACUAAUGGUGAUGCUUCACAACUAAUUGGCUCGGUUCAAAGAAAGCCUGGUCGUGGUGAUACGACUUUAUCAGUUAGUUGCUCUGACAAGAUGGCUCGUUGGAAUGUAGUUGGAGUUCAAGGAGCUCUGCUUUCAUUCUUUCUGCAACCUGUUUACCUUUCUUCCAUUACUGUUGGACAAUCGCCUCAUGGCUCUGAAAUGGUUCGUGUGGUUGAUCGCUUGAAACAAGCACUGCAUGAUCGCAUUCUACCAUUGUCAAAUGAGCUAAUGAGUCCCUUUCAAGUGAACCAGCCACUAAUAUGGGCAGCUCCAAUGCCACCAAAGGAAUUUCAGCAUUCUGAGACUGCUUUGACCACUUUAACAUGCGGGUAUUCAAUUUGUUGGAAUAAGGCUGGUUUGCAUGAAGUCAUUCUUGGAACCACUGGAAGAAAGCAAGGCACCGCUGCCAAAGGAGCACAUUAUCCGUCUACUGAGUCAUCUUUAUGCAAAAAGCGGCUGUUGCAGAUUUUCUUGUCCCUAAGACAUGAAUGCCCUGUCAAAAUCCCAGUCAAUCAGAUUUCGUAUCGAGAAAUCAAGGAAAUGGCGCAGGAAUUCAAUUUAACCUCAAAAGUUCUAAAAAGAAGACCUCCCUUUAGUAAUUGGCCUCUGAAACUCCCACAUUUUGAGGCAUUCUCUGCCAUGAUAUAG